Molecule: messenger RNA, 768 nt
Organism: Orbicella faveolata
Lineage: Eukaryota; Metazoa; Cnidaria; Anthozoa; Scleractinia; Merulinidae
Cellular component (GO): extracellular matrix; collagen trimer
Molecular function (GO): extracellular matrix structural constituent
Source: RefSeq, a predicted model, not a curated record
AUGGUGUAGAAGGUAAACCCACCCAGUCAUUCAAUCUUGACACCUCGGGAAUUCCGCGAUCUGUCAAUAAAUCGUGAAACAUUAUCACCGGAGGCUAAACGUGAAACAAAAGCCGCUUUCUCAAUCCUGGCAUUUCGGCCUGCCAGCCAUUUUCACUGAUCACCGGGCGACAAUUCUCAACUCUUCACACUUAAAAACCCACGUUAACAUAGUAUGACCAGAUAAGAGCUCAUCAGAACUGGUAGCUGUUUCUGGAUGCAUAUAUUAACCAUGCGGUUUUCAGUUCGUUUUGCUGCUCUUUUCGUCGUCGUUUGUGGAUUAUCAUUGGUAAAUUCUCCUCUCGCGGAUGCCGAGUGUCAAGGGUGCACAUCUUGCAUUCCAAAAUGUAUAGGACCAAAAGGUGAAAGGGGAGAUCGAGGCAGAACAGGUCAAACUGGCCCAUCUGGCUUACCGGGCUUCCAAGGGCCCGAAGGUCUACCAGGACCAAGAGGCUAUAAGGGAGACAAAGGAGAAAGUGGUUCGAUUGGAGCAAAGGGGCCAAGAGGAAGAGUUGGUCCACCUGGUUUUCCUGGAGCAAAUGGCAAUCCGGGUUUGCCUGGAGAAGAUGGACCUCGUGGUAUGAUGGGUGACCCCGGCUGUAAUGGAACAAAGGGUGAAAGAGGUGUUGCAGGUGAACCAGGAAACCCUGGAGUCANCGAGUACUCACCUUGCUCUCUUUGGUCUGAAAACCAUUCCAACAUCUGCUGGUCUAGCUCUGGAUACUUUUGA